AUGAUGGAGAUAUGCUUUCAGGGCAAAGGGUGUCUUUUGCUUUCAUUCGGCAGGAAAAAAAAAAUUUUCUCUCGAAAUAAAACUUUUUUUUUUUGCUUAAUUUUUCGACUUUUUCUGCUUCUUUUCUUAUUCGCUAUUCGUAACUUUCUUUCAUUCUCUUUCUUUCUCUCAUGUUUAUUUCAACAUUUUUUCCAGUUAUUUUUCGUUCUUUUUUUUCUACUUUCUUUUUGUUCCUCUCUUUCGGUUACAUUUCUUUCAGUUUCUUUUCUUUUCACUCAUUCUUUUAUUCUCUUUCCUAAUUUUUGUGUUUCCUUUCUUCAUUUUCUUUGUUUCGUUCAUUUUUUUUCAAUUUCUUUUUUUUUUUUUCAUUUCUUUCUUUCUCUCUGCAUCCGUUUUAUUACUGUUUUCUUUUCAUUAUUCAUUUUCUUCGUCUCCAUUAUUCACUUUCCGUUCGACGUUUUUCUUUCUAUUAUUCUUUAUUCAUUUCUUCUUCUUUUACUUCUUUCUUUCUUUCUUUCUUUCUUUCUUUCUUUCUUUCUUUCGUUCGUUUGUUCGUUCGUUCGUUUGUUAAAUAUAGAUUUUCUUUUAAAUUCUUUUUCUUUCUUUCUUUCUUUCUUUCUUUCUUUAGUUUACUACCUUUCAAGGUUUUUCCUUUUAAUUAUCACUUUCCUCUUCUUAUUUCUUUCUUUCUUUCUUUCUUUCUUUCUUUAUUUAUUUAUUUAUUUAUUUAUUUAUUUCCUAUACUACCUUCCAAGGUUAUUUCUUUCUGUCAUUUUCUUUCUUUCUUUCAGUUUACUACCUUACAAGGUUUUUCCUUUUAAUUAUCACUUUUCUCUUCUUUCUUUCUUUCUUUCUUCAGUUUACUACCUUUCAAGGUUUUUCCUUUUAAUUAUCACUUUUCUUAUCUUUCUUUCUUUCUUUCUUUCUUUCUUUCUUUCUUUCUUUCUCAUAGUUUCCUUGCUUUUUUAUUGUUUUUUCUUUUCUUCUGCCUUUUGCUCCGUUUUCUUUUCUUUCUUUCUUUCGUUUUUUUUCCUUACUUUUUCUCCUUCUGUCAUUAUUCUAUGUUGUUUCUUUUCCACUUUUCGCUUUAAUUUUUCCUUUCUUUCUUUGCUUAUUUAUUAA
Acanthosepion pharaonis is the source of this 1122-nucleotide messenger RNA. The record is from the annotation of a GenBank genome assembly. Lineage: Eukaryota; Metazoa; Mollusca; Cephalopoda; Sepiida; Sepiidae.